Cooperia oncophora is the source of this 930-nucleotide messenger RNA. The record is from the annotation of a GenBank genome assembly. Lineage: Eukaryota; Metazoa; Nematoda; Chromadorea; Rhabditida; Trichostrongylidae.
AUGAAGGUUCGACUGCGACUGGGUUUCUUGCCAUCAGACUACACUCUUCGUUCAUCUUUGUUACUCAUUAGGAACAAUUUGACGGUGAUCGAACCUGUUGUGGUAUAUGGCAGAGGCGCCCGAAUUGGAAUGCGUGUGGAGAAUAUGGAAGCAAGGUCGAAACAACCUCUACUUUUUGAAAUUCGGCACGAUCAUCUGAGCGAUUGUAACAAUCCCAAACGUUUGAUGCAUAAGCUAAGUUCUACACUUACCGUUCGUCGUCCGUUUUCGGUAAUGAACUCAGGGGAGGUGCCGUUCACUGGUCAACAUGAGCAUCAAGGUGUGCCUGGAAAACCGCGUUUUCGUAUUCUCAACUGCUAUCCAUUCCGUCUUCAACCAAAUGAGACCUAUUCUCUCGAUGUCGCGUACACACCAGACUUCUUGACUACCACAAAUGAGGCGGAUCUUCAGUUGUACAUGCAUAUGAAUGGUAGUUCAUGGUUGUUUCCAUUGGCCGCGACAGUUCCAGAAGAUAUGCUGGCUAGAUGUCAUCGAGCCCUUCCGCGACCUCCUUUCGAAAACCUCAUGUACUACAGCUGUGUUACAGCUCUUGUUUUCUGCCUGGUGUGUGUAUUGGCGUGUGCAUAUUUGGAAGGUGAUAGAGCUAUCGCUUGUGCUAUCCGACACGUAUUCGAUUUGAACAACUUGGACUACAAAAGAAAUGGCCAUCCGUCUUCAGCUGAAGGCAGCGCUCAUGGUGGCAACGGGAAAAAUAGCGUUUCUUGGAACGAAGCUCUACCCUCUGGCAUACAUGUUGCGGCUGAUGCUUCGAUGAUCCUACGAAUCUUCUAUCAAGCAGCGAAUUCUGUGCUGAGAGCAGUGCACUUUGUAUGGCGAAUUUCGUUGCUCUAUAGAAACGACAAGCAGGAUCAGCCCAAGAAAGAGAACAAG